Molecule: messenger RNA, 689 nt
Organism: Balaenoptera musculus (blue whale)
Lineage: Eukaryota; Metazoa; Chordata; Mammalia; Artiodactyla; Balaenopteridae
Gene: C2H15orf61
Product: chromosome 2 C15orf61 homolog
Exons: 2
Coding region: 120-593 (157 amino acids)
Source: RefSeq, a predicted model, not a curated record
UUGGGCGUCCCCGCCGCACGCCCGGGGAGCGAGCGAGCGCGCGCGCUCCUUCGGCCCCGCCCCCAGCGGCGCGCGCCCCUACGGCGGCCAGUGGGUGGGGGACGCGGGCAAAGCUGGUCAUGGAGGCCGUGCGGAGGGCCCAUGAGGCCGUGCUCUGGUUGCUGCUGUGCCGGCCCUGGGCCUCGGGCGCCGCCUCCCGCCCGAAGCCCCGCGCCUCGGAGGUGCUGACGCGCCACCUGGUGCAGCGGCGCCUGCCGCACUGGACCUCUUUCUGCGUGCCCUACAGCGCCGUCCGCAACGACCAGUUCGGCCUCUCGCACUUCAACUGGCCCGUGCAGGGCGCCAACUACCACGUCCUGCGCACCGGCUGCUUCCCCUUCAUCAAGUACCACUGCUCCAAGGCCCCCUGGCACGACCUGGCCCGGCAGGACCAGUUCUUCACGGCGCUCAAGGUCAUCAACCUCGGUAUUCCAACUUUAUUAUAUGGACUUGGCUCCUGGUUUUUUGCUAGAGUCACAGAGACUGUGCACACCAGUUAUGGACCAAUAACAGUUUAUUUUCUAAAUAAAGAAGAUGAAGGUGCCAUGUACUGAAAGUGUGCAUUGGAGGACGAAAAUACCAGUCGAUUUUCUCAUGUGUAUGUGCAAUAUUUAUUUUUGAUUCCUUAAAAUAAAACUUUGCAAACACCU